UGACAAAUCCACUGUGUGACAGACAGCUCGCCAAGUUAGCGGUGUUGUUUUCUGUUGUAUAUCUGCUGCUAGUGUUUACAGCCGAGCCGACGGAGGAUUACAGGGACCUGUUUUCAGCCCAACACCAGCGAGGAGCGGCGGGAUUCAGCUACACUUACUUUUUUUAAAAGCCGCUCACAGCUGCUCUGGGGGGCGGAGUGUCUGCAAAGUGCUGCGCCGAUUGGGGCGCUCGAUCGGGGGAAGAGAGAUGGCGUGCUUGUUGGAGGCCCCUCUCCGCAUCAGUGUGCUGUCUGAAGUCACUGCCACUAGUCGCCAUUAUGUUGACAGACUGUUUGACCCCGACCCACAGAAAGUGCUGCAGGGAGUCAUUGACAUGAAGAAUGCUGUCAUUGGAAACAACAAGCAGAAGGCCAAUCUGAUCGUCCUCGGAGCUGUGCCGAGAUUACUGUACCUGCUUCAACAGAGCUCGUCCAGUCUGGAGCUGCGGACAGAGUGUGCCGUGGUGCUGGGCAGCCUCGCCAUGGGCACCGAGAACAACAUCAAGUCCCUGGUGGACUGUCACAUCAUCCCUGCCCUUCUUCAAGGUCUUCUGUGUCCGGACCUGAUCUUCAUUGAAGCUUGUCUUCGGUGUCUCAGAACGGUCUUCAUCAGUCCAGUCACCCCUGUGCAGCUGCUCUAUACUGACCCCACUGUGAUUCCCCAUCUCAUGUCUCUACUGAGCCGCUCACAGAGAACACAGGAGUACAUCACACAGAUCUUCUCCCACUGUUGUAAGACCCCGGAGCACCAGACGGUUCUUUUCAACCACGGUGCCAUCCAGAACAUUGCCCCUCUACUUAUCUCACCCUCUUAUAAGGUCCGGAUGCAGGCGUUAAAGUGUUUCUCAGUCCUGGCCUAUGAGAACACUCAGGUCUCCAUGACACUGGUGAAUGUGCUGGUGGAUGGCGAGCUGCUCUCUCAGGUAUUUGUCAGAAUGAUGCAAAGGGAUCAACCCAUAGAAAUGCAGCUAACAGCAGCCAAAUGUCUAACGUACAUGUGUCGAGCGGGUGCCAUCAGGACAGACGACAGCUGCAUAGUCCUAAAGACUCUGCCGUGCCUCGUGCGGAUGUGCAGUAAAGAACAUUUGCUUGAGGAGAGGGUGGAGGGUGCAGAGACACUGGCCUACCUGAUGGAGCCUGACGUGGAGCUGCAGAGGAUCGCGAGCACCACUGACCAUCUGGUGGCCAUGCUGGCCGACUACUUCAAAUACCCCAGCUCUGUGUCCGCCAUCACUGACAUCAAGAGGCUGGACCAUGACCUGAAGCACGCACACGAGCUGAGACAAGCUGCUUUCAAACUUUACGCCUCGCUGGGCUCCAAUGACGAGGACAUCCGCAAAAAGAUCACAGAGACGGAAAACAUGAUGGACCGGAUAGUCAGCGGCCUGUCAGAAUCCAGCAUUAAAGUCCGUUUGGCGGCUGUCAGGUGUCUCCACAGUCUUUCGCGGUCGGUGCAGCAGCUGAGGACCAGCUUCCAUGACCACGCUGUAUGGAAACCCCUCAUGAAGCUAUUGCAGAACGCCCCAGAUGAAGUCCUGGUCAUGGCCUCCUCUACACUAUGCAAUCUACUGCUGGAGUUCUCGCCCAGCAAAGAGCCCAUCCUGGAGUCAGGGGUGAUUGAGUUACUAUGCAGUCUGACCCAGAGUGACAGUCCUGCACUGAGGGUCAACGGGAUCUGGGCCCUGAUGAACAUGGCGUUCCAGGCAGACCAGAAGGUGAAGGUGGAGAUAGUUCGGUGUUUGGGUACAGAACAGUUGUUCCGCCUGCUAUCAGACCCUGACACCAAUGUGCUGAUGAAGACCCUCGGUUUGCUGCGCAAUCUGCUGUCAACACGCCCACACAUUGACCAGAUCAUGAGUUCUCAUGGGAAGCAGAUCAUGCAGGCAGUGACUCUCAUCCUGGAAGCAGAGCACAGUAUAGAGGUCAAGGAACAGACGCUGUGCAUCCUCGCCAACAUCGCCGACGGCAACACAGCCAAGGAACUCAUCAUGACCAAUGACGACAUGCUCCAGAAAAUCAAAUACUACAUGGGGCAUUCGAAUGUGAAACUGCAGCUCGCUGCCACCUUCUGCAUCUCAAACCUAAUCUGGAAUGAAGAGGACGGUUCUCAGGAGCGUCAGGACAAGCUGAGGGAGAUGGGCUUUGUAGACAUCCUGCACAAACUCACCCAGGCCUCUGACCCCAACCUCUGUGACAGGGCGAAGACGGCGAUGCAGCAGUACCUAGCGUGACCACAGAGGGGAGAGAGCCCCUCACCGCCAGCCUAACUAACAAUCGUCGGGAGGACACCUGCUGUUGGUUCUUUUCUUGUUUUCUUUAACCUCGAGGCUUGUUUCGUUGCACAAAGACACCUUUUUUGGACCUGUGGCUGGCCUCCCUUCACCUCCCGCCCACCGCCCGAAACCACCCUCAGCAGUUAAGCUCACUCCAGACCUCACCUUGGAGACUCUGAGGCCAUGGUUGUUGGGAAAUCAACGGUUAGGAGGGGUUCUCUUGUUUUAUUUUCUUUUUUCAACAAUGAAGUGAUUUAUUUUUUUCCUUUUGGGACUUUUGUGAUUUGAGAUUUGCAAUCUUUUUUGUUUCUUUGUUGGAGUGCAGCAGCCUGACACCAGCGCCACUGUGGCGCUUCUGGACUCCCGACAGUGGAGAAUCGGGUCUCAGUAAACCAGACUAUGAGGUUUGACGCGAGCACGGCUGGUGGACAGCAAAGCUUCCGAUUUUUUUUGUUUUUUUUUAAUUAUUGCUAUUAAUAAUAAUGUUUCCUUAAGGCGUCGCAGAGCAAGGACACAUUUAGAAAAACACAGACUGCCUAUUUUGAAAUUUUGGGUGUUUUCUUUUUUGUGGAUACAUACCUCGUAAAUAUAUAAAUAUAUAUAAAUAUAAACAUAAA
Molecule: messenger RNA, 2928 nt
Organism: Epinephelus fuscoguttatus (brown-marbled grouper)
Lineage: Eukaryota; Metazoa; Chordata; Actinopteri; Perciformes; Serranidae
Gene: armc8
Product: armadillo repeat containing 8
Exons: 22
Coding region: 248-2269 (673 amino acids)
Biological process (GO): proteasome-mediated ubiquitin-dependent protein catabolic process
Cellular component (GO): GID complex
Molecular function (GO): protein binding
Source: RefSeq, a predicted model, not a curated record